Messenger RNA from Castor canadensis (American beaver), 3572 nucleotides. It is a transcript of the gene Kcnd1, whose product is annotated as potassium voltage-gated channel subfamily D member 1. NCBI's taxonomy places the organism in Eukaryota, Metazoa, Chordata, Mammalia, Rodentia, Castoridae. Gene Ontology annotation, molecular function: protein binding; A-type (transient outward) potassium channel activity. Gene Ontology annotation, biological process: action potential; protein homooligomerization; potassium ion transmembrane transport. The record is from RefSeq and is a predicted model, not a curated record. Gene Ontology annotation, cellular component: dendritic spine; voltage-gated potassium channel complex; postsynaptic membrane.
CUACCUCUCUGGAUGUCCCUGUCUCUUCUCCAACAGGGCUAAGGGGUUCCAAGCCCUUCUUCCCUCUCUGAGAACUCUUGAGAGUGUGGACAACUCCCCACCUGCUUCUUGGUCCCUCUAGAUACCUGCAGACGUUUCUCAGGAACAUGCUGACCCCUCUAGAAUCAUCUCAGUCUCUCUGAACCUGAGGGAUCCUUCUUGGGCUCCUCUGGCCACCUCAGCCCUGUCUCAGUCCCUCAGGAUGUUGCCCAGGUCCCUCCUAAGACCCUCUAAAUGCCCCCCAAGCUCCUGCCCGUCUCUCUAGUUCCUCCUGCUGGUUCCUCUUGGCCUCUCUAGAAACCCCCAGUUUCCUUGCCUGGUAGCCCAGGGCCUCUCCAAGCCCCCAUCAUCCUGGAGACAGCCACAUUCUCCUAAACGCCACACCCCCCGAGUCUCAGGGGGCUUGGGGAGCCCCAGGAUGGCGGCAGGAGUGGCCACGUGGCUGCCCUUUGCUCGGGCUGCCGCGGUGGGCUGGCUGCCCCUGGCCCAGCAGCCCCUGCCCCCCGCGCCGGGGGUGAAGACGUCUCGAGGGGAUGAGGUUCUGGUGGUGAACGUGAGCGGCCGGCGCUUUGAGACCUGGAAAAACACGCUGGAUCGCUACCCAGACACUCUGCUGGGCAGCUCGGAGAAGGAGUUCUUCUAUGAUGCAGACUCAGGCGAGUACUUCUUCGAUCGCGACCCGGACAUGUUCCGGCACGUGCUGAACUUCUACCGCACAGGCCGGCUGCACUGUCCGCGGCAGGAGUGCAUCCAGGCCUUCGACGAAGAGCUGGCCUUCUAUGGCCUGGUCCCCGAGCUUGUGGGCGACUGCUGCCUUGAAGAGUACCGGGACAAAAAGAAGGAGAACGCCGAGCGUCUGGCAGAGGACGAGGAGGCCGAGCAAGCUGGGGAUGGUCCUGCCCUGCCAGCGGGCAGCUCCUUGCGACAGCGACUCUGGCGGGCCUUUGAGAACCCACACACAAGCACCGCGGCGCUCGUUUUCUACUAUGUGACUGGUUUUUUCAUUGCCGUGUCUGUCAUCGCCAACGUAGUGGAGACCAUCCCGUGCCGCGGCCCCGCGCUGCGGCCACCGAGGGAGCAACCCUGUGGUGACCGCUUCCCGAUGGCCUUUUUCUGCAUGGACACAGCUUGUGUGCUCAUAUUCACCGGGGAAUAUCUCCUUCGGCUCUUCGCGGCCCCCAGCCGUUGCCGUUUUCUGCGGAGUGUCAUGAGCCUCAUUGAUGUGGUAGCCAUCCUGCCCUACUACAUUGGGCUUUUUGUGCCCAAGAAUGAUGAUGUCUCGGGUGCCUUUGUCACUCUGCGCGUGUUCCGCGUCUUUCGCAUCUUCAAGUUUUCUAGGCACUCACAGGGCUUGCGGAUUCUGGGCUACACACUCAAGAGCUGUGCCUCUGAGCUGGGCUUUCUCCUCUUUUCCCUCACCAUGGCCAUCAUCAUCUUCGCCACUGUCAUGUUCUAUGCUGAGAAGGGCACCAGCAAGACCAACUUUACCAGCAUCCCUGCAGCCUUCUGGUAUACGAUUGUCACCAUGACCACACUUGGCUAUGGAGACAUGGUGCCCAGCACCAUUGCUGGCAAGAUUUUUGGAUCCAUCUGCUCACUUAGUGGUGUCUUGGUCAUUGCUCUGCCUGUGCCAGUCAUUGUAUCCAACUUUAGCCGUAUCUACCACCAGAACCAGCGUGCUGACAAGCGCCGGGCGCAGCAGAAGGUGCGCCUGGCAAGGAUCCGAUUGGCAAAAAGUGGAACCACCAACGCCUUCCUGCAGUAUAAGCAAAACGGGGGCCUUGAGGACAGUGGCAGUGGGGAGGGACAGGCAUUGUGUGUCAGGAACCGUUCUGCUUUUGAGCAACAACAUCACCAUUUGCUGCACUGUCUAGAGAAGACGACGUGCCAUGAGUUCACAGAUGAGCUAACCUUCAGUGAGGCCCUGGGAGCUGUCUCGCUGGGUGGCCGCACCAGCCGCAGCACCUCUGUGUCCUCCCAGCCAGUGGGGCCUGGCAGCCUGCUAUCAUCUUGCUGCCCCCGGAGGGCCAAGCGCCGUGCCAUCCGCCUUGCCAACUCCACUGCUUCAGUCAGCCGCGGAAGCAUGCAGGAGCUGGACACACUGGCAGGGCUUCGGAGGAGUCCUGCCCCUCAGAGCCGCUCAAGCCUCAAUGCCAAGCCCCAUGACAGCCUUGACCUGAACUGCGACAGCCGGGACUUCGUGGCCGCCAUCAUCAGUAUCCCCACCCCUCCAGCCAACACACCAGAUGAGAGCCAACUUUCCUCCCCUGGCAGCAGUGGUGGAGGUGGUGGCAGGGCUAGUAGCACCCUCAGGAACUCCAGCCUGGGUACCCCCUGCCUCCUUCCUGAGACUGUUAAGAUCUCUUCUCUGUGAGGGGUGGGCCUGCCCAUUCAGAGGGUCCUCUUCAUUCUUGGAGACUCCCUUCCAAAGCCAUAUUUUGAGGAGGCAGAGAGGGGAAGGGCUGGGGACUCCUUCUGCCCCCUGCAGAGAACUAUGCAAUGGAGUUUCAUGGAAAUACCCACCUGAUGGAAAGGAGUCUGGAAAUGGGAAAUUGUCCCACCCCAGACAGUUUUCUUGGUGAGAGCGGAAGCUCUGGUUUUUCCACAGGCCCCUGGCCUCCUUGCCCCAGCACAGUGGGACUGGUUCUUCUCCCCCAGCUGGUCUACUGCAUGCACCUCUCCUCGGGCCCUCGGAGGUAGGAAAACCUCUCCCCCAUCUGACAUGGGAGCUCUGACCUGACAAGGAGAGUUGAGAUUCCUCUUCUCUUUGGCUGGGCUGUGGAAGUUUGGGGGUUCAGAGAAGGGAACCCUCAUCACUGAUCUAGCCCCUAGGAGACAUCCUUGCCCUCCACCAGGCCCAGCAAUUCCCAGAUUCCGAAGCUUAUAAUGCAACCAUGGGCUUCAUGAGCUGUGACCUCAGCAGUGACCUGCCACCCCUAGGCCUUAGCUGAAGGGUUGGGCUGCCUCUCCCAACACACAGAUAGCACAAACACCACCGCCCCCUUCUCUGGCUGCUGGAAGUGGGCUCCUGCCACCCUGUCCUCUGCUGGGCUUCCAGGAAACUAGCAAUAGCAGCUGCUGCUGUGACAAUAUGCAAAGCCUCUGACCAGUUUGCUGCAAAAUUUACAUCUGCCUUGAUCAGAUGGGCCACCUCUAACUACUCCUCCUUCUCUCUUCUCUUCCUGGGUUGGGCUGGAGUCUGGACUGGCUGAGAUAAGAGCCUGGCAGCCAGCAAGAGCUGAGUUGUGUUUGGAGAUCAUGGGCCAAUUCCAUGUUCUUGGGCAGGAGCCCAGAAGUGUCAAGGCCUGGGAUCUGGGCUGUUCCUGAAUUCUGUGAGUUAUAGGAGGAACUUCUUGAUCACCUCCCCCAGCUCCACCCCAUAUAAGCAUCUCACUCCUGGGUCACCUUUUGGAACUCUGCUGUCAGGCUGAAAUCCUGAUACCAUCUCAGAUUCCCUGUCCCUAGCACUGUCCUCCUGGAGCUAGUGGCUGACAAAGAUGUAGUUUCCAUCAGUCAAUAAAACCUGAGAGAAG